Molecule: messenger RNA, 3306 nt
Organism: Geodia barretti
Lineage: Eukaryota; Metazoa; Porifera; Demospongiae; Tetractinellida; Geodiidae
Source: the annotation of a GenBank genome assembly
UCCUGUUAUAAUAUCUUAUAUAUACCAACAUUUGCAGGAGAGCAUGGAAUAUGAAUACAAAUAUGAAGUUGAAGAAAGUUACUUCAAAGAAAGCAGCAAAGAUAAAACAAAAGUGUCAUGCCUUGUUAGAGUGUCAUGUGAAGCAGCUGGAAAGUAUGGAGAUAAUGAUGCCAUGCUUUAUAAUAUAUCUGUCUCGGACAUACAAGUUUCAAACUCUGCUACUGACAGUGAUGAGGAGACCAAUACAGACGUAGCUGACAUGGAAGAAGAAGACGAAAAUGAAGACACAACUUCCCUCGUGUUUAAUGACAUAAAAGACACGUGGUUUAAGUUCUUGCAAACUGAUGAUGGAUCGAUACCAGCUGUUUUUCACCCAAAUUCAGUUGCUAGGGAGGCUCUCAACUUUAAGAAAUCCAUUACCUCUGCCUUCCAGGCAAAUUUCAAGGGAACCAGCUCAAAAGUGGAGGCAGACACACAAUCUCUUCACAAAUCUCUAUACACGUAUGAAGCCAGUGCUCAACAAAAAGCCGAAGGUACGGUGAUAAUUCAUCGAACGGUUGAGUCGGACGACGUGGAGGACUAUUCUACACACAUCAUACCUGAGAUGUUGGUAUGUCACUAACGAAGGAAUGACGUCCAAACAUCCGCGGGCCGAUUUGACUUAUGCUAGAGGGGUCUCCAAAGUAAAGAUGCUGCCACAGAAAGAGGACAAGAAUGGUGAUGUUGAGGGGGACUCACUAGAGGCAGAAAUGGAUGCCCGCAAGAAACGAGAUGUUGACAUGUCCGAGUUCUUUAACUUUGUCUCAAAGGCUCAGCCGCAACAGUCGGACGAUGAAGAUCAUAAUGCCCUGCCAAUCAGUGACUCUAAUGAUGACACUGGUGAAGAUAUUAACUAUAUUUAUGGUGAUCAAGACGAGGACUAUCUAAACGAAAAUGAGGAGGGUAAAGUAAUGGGAGACACACAACAAGACGAUGAUGAGCAGCCAUCAUAUGACCCUGAGAGUGACCUACCAGAUUUCGAUGCCCAAGGAACUUACAGUCUGGAGCUGGUGGGUCAGAGACAGUUGCUGAGUCGCCAGAGGAGAGGAGCAGUGAACCAUCUGCAACUUCCUGAGGCUACACAAAGCACUCUCUUGGCCCACGUGGAUCACGCUCGUGAAAAUAUAGAUCGUAUGAUUGAGUUACAUGAGGAGCUGAAAGACAUCAGUCACACACUGGAUGAGAUUCACAGGGAUCCUAAUGGUACAUCUACCAUGGUGCAUAAGGUUAUAGAACUCAUUUCACUGGAAGGGAGAUAUGGCAGUCCUCCUGGAUACUCCCCCAUCAUUAAAACUGUCCUCACCUACCUCGAUAAGUUGGUUGGUUCCAUGGAGGAGCAGGAUUGUCAGAUGAGGUCACUCAUCUACCUUAUGCUCAGUAGAGAUGGAGGCCAAGAGUCUCAGAAGGCUUUGGUAGCAGCUCUGGACAUGGCUAUUAAUGAAGAUGAGGAGAGAGCAAUUGUGGUGUACAUUGCCUUCACAGAGAGCCCGCAGCCUGGGAUGGUGUCAGAGCUGGAGGAGAGGAUUGGAGACAACGUCCACUCAACUGAGCCUCUUCUGCUGGCCUACGGAGCUCUAGUGGCCAGAGCAUCUCCAGCUCUCCAGCAGAGAAUGACUCUGUUCCUUCUCAAUAGACUGCCUGUUGCCAAGGCCAACACUACCUCUCUCAUGCAUCACAUCUUCUCGCUGGGAAACACAGAGUCUCAAUUGUCUACCGACUCCCUCGUCAACUACCUCAGUCAUCCUGAUGAACUUAUUCAGUUUAGCGCGAUCCAUGCUCUGAGGUACGCCACUGGUGAGUGUCUAGUCCAGAAAGCUUUUAAGUUGGUAGUCAGCCAGAGCAAUGUUUCAGAGGACCACGUCUUUGCUGUUCUUCACUGCUUGCUCUCAGGCAUUGAGCAUGCCUCUAGCAAACACACGCAACCACCUUUCAACCUCGAGCUUGCCGUGUCACUGGUAUCAUCAGUGAUGGCUUCAGAAAACGGUGAACUUCAACAGUUGCUUGCGAGCUACCUUCAACUAGUUGGUAAUGAAGACUCUCGCCAUCUCUUAACCCUAAUGACUGCUCCACUGAGCAAGGAAGGCUACUCCAACAGUACAAGGAUGAAGAGAGGCAGCAACUGGGCCGAGAGCAACAGCGUCUAUGACCUAAUAGCAUCGCUCAAUACCCGGCAAACCGAUAAGAAAACCUACCCACUCCACAAAGCUUACAUCUGGGGCAAGAAAUUUGGCACCUCCAAGGCCAAUUUACAAGUAGCAGCAGGUGGUUUUAUUGGUGCUGCAAAUGGUGGGCAGUAUAAAGUCUUCGGACGGGCCAAAGCUGUCGGUGAAAUAUUUCAGAGAAAAAAGACUCUGCUUGAUUUUCUAGUGCUCCGCGAGAAAGGCACCACAUCCACUCGCACAAGACUAUUUGCACAGAUUGCUGGAAAAACACUCGCAAACAUUGACAUCCGCUCCCCGAGUACAGUCUGCAAAAGAUACAGCAAGGAGUACUUUGCAUACAACAAAUACUUGGUUUUUGACUUUUCAUACCCGAUAAAAAUCCUGGUAGCCACGAUCAAGGUCGGUAUCACGGGCUAUGUUAGGCUCGGCAGCAAUAUGUAUGUCGAAUUUUGCGAGAAAGUAGGGAGUUUGACAGCUGAGGCGGGACUGGAAUCUACCAUCUCCUUGGAAAUCCAGGGUGGAUUCACAGGUAGUUUGCUGAAUGUUGCGCGUGGUGGGGUGACCGUGAACGCAGUGCUCAACUACAAGCUGAUUCCGGCACUAUCGACAGAAUUGUGCCUCACUAGCAGUAUCAGGGUCAAGAACUGCAUUGGGAUCUACCACCAGUGGGCCAACAACAAAAUACUCUUGGACGUCUGGUACCAGAGGAAGAAGUGCAAGAGCAGGUUUGGAGUUUUUCCUCUCUGUAGGACUGUAUGGGCAGAAAAGCAGAAAGUUGAGGCACUGUCUGCCUCUUGGAACCUGCCAUCUACAGCCAAGACACCACUAUGGAGAAAGUGUGACAGUAGUUUUGUCUGCAGGUCAUCCACGGCAGUUGCAUCAGCUGUGAGUGGACCACCAGGAAUGAAGGCUGGUUCCUCUCGCCUGCUGAGGCUGAACGGACCAGCCCCCAUCCCCAACUGAACCCGUUGCACGAGUGGAAGAAACUGUAACUAUGAACUGCGAACAACAAUAGUUUUCUAGACAAUUGGUAGCUAUACCCUUUACUGGCAUUUUCGAUUUAGGCAGAGGUUUCGUGUGCAAAUGUAAAAUAUAAUUAGAACAA